UGAUUGUCAAAGUCAAACUUACUCUGACAUUAGAUUUGUAAACAUAAACAAAUUUUAGUCAACAAAGCAAAUCUCUUUUCUAAAAACAAAUUAAAUAAAUUAUUAUGAAAUUAGAAACCAAAAAUGAUCCACGAUAACGUUUUGGAAAUCUGUCGCCUGAUAUCAAACGAUAAAUGCAUAAGGAUACUGGCCACUGCAAUAGUGGGAUUUUCUGUGGUUCUAUGUUUCACUUUAAGUCCCCUCUCUGGCCUUCUAGUAUUCUCUUGCUACCUCCUUGGCUAUUUCGUAUCAUUCUUCUUGGUCAAGUAUCAACAGUUUGCAGCCCUAUACAUAGAAAAGUUAGUAAGUCUAUACACUUUCAAAGCCACCCUUAAGUCAAAGCUAAAAGCUUCGUGCAGUGUAUGCGAUGAUCUUACCUGUACAAGACAUCAGGUUGCUAAAAGAGUGGUUCCUUGGAAGGAUGUGAGGAUUAGUGAGGAGUUGAAUGAGGCAAUUGAACAUUUUUACAACAGAAUUCUGGCAGACUUUAUUUCAUCCUGGUACAGUCAGUUUACUGACAAUCAAGAAUUUAUAAAUGAAUUACGAUAUUGCCUUAAAUAUGCAAGUGCUUCUUUGGUGAAUAGGUUUUUUGAAGUCGACUAUGUCCAAGUGAUUACUAAUAAACUUGUUCCACAGGCAAUUAAACACAUUGAUGACUACCUUUACAUGCAGCAAAUUGCUAAACUUAAAAAUGUUAAAUUCAAUGAUGUGAUUGUUGAAUAUUUGGGUAAAAACUUGCAUCCUGCUACAACUAAUAGAAAAAAUGAAUUAGCUUAUCUUCAACAUUUGAGCAAUGAAGUAAUUAAACAUGUAUUGCCUCAGCAGUAUGUAAAAUGCAAAAAUUACUCCAUUUUAAUAAGAGAACUAUUAUCAGGUUGGGUCCUUUUACCUUUAAUGGAUGUCCUAGCUGAUCCAAACAUAAUCAAUUCAUUAGUUAUAAUAGCAGUGAAUUAUAAAUCUUCAAAACAUCAAAAAUUUCAGCAGUUUGUUCCAGAAGUGGAAUUUUUACAUAAUUUUGUUAAAAUAGACAAUUCAAAAAAGUCACCAUUUGCAACCAAUUUAAAUAAAAUCAAAAACAACACCGAACUGUUAUAUGCUUUUAUGCAAUUUUUGAAAAAACAGGAGCAAGUGUAUUUAUUGCAAUUUUGCUUAGAUGUUGAUGACUUCAACACCAAAUUGCUUACUCCAGACUUAUCAAAAAAAUUACUAGAAGAACUUCACUGUCAAGCCUCAAAAUUAUACAGUGAAUAUUUAAAUGGGGAAUCAUUCAAUUUUAUCGGUUGCUCCAGGGAAAUAAGCUGUGAAUUCAGUAUGCUUAUUAGUGAUAUUUACAGUGUAGCCAAACUGAGAACAUCCAAGCCACUCUAUCAAGCUUACGAUUUUGCCUUCAAUCAUUUGGAAAAUUUUUGGUUGCCACAGUUUUUUCACAGCAAUGAGUUUUAUAAUUGCAUAUGUGGGUCAAAAGUUACCACCACAUACAAUAAAGCUUCUAUAAAAACUCCUCCACUUUGCUUUGGUUCUCCAAAUAAAUUAAAAAGCAAAAAAUAUUAUGAACAGACCAACUACAGUGCAGUAUCAAAAAUCAGCAGUGGCUUGGGUAAAAUUAAAGGUGUUCUCAAAACUGCAACACCUAUAGAAGGCUCUUUGGAUCCUCUUGAAAAUGACUUCACAGAGGAUGCUAUUUUGCCAGAUAAUCUUGUACGAGAUUUGAGUAGCUGGAAAGUGUCAAUACAUACUUAUCAGAUCAUCCCAGCUAAUAAGAUCACCUACUUCUGUCUAAACGUCUUGCACGUAGACAAUACCACCCCAGAAAGUAAAAUCAACAAUUGGAUAGUAUGGAGAAAAGAUCAGGAUUUUUUCACUUUGAAAGCUAAAUUGGUGGAAUUCCAUGGGGAGAGUGAAAUAUGCGAUUCUCCAUUGCCUUCGAGAAAAGCAGGUGCUCUUGUUGAGGCCCGUAUGACCAAAUACGAAGAUUUUUUGUUGAAAUUACUGUUGAAGCCUAGUUUGAGGGGCAGUGAUUUGUUGCAUACUUUUCUUACAAGUGAAGAGGAUUUUACUUUGGUUAUUUCAACUUUGGCACCAAAUAACCAAGAUAUUGGUAACAUUUACCAAUCAGUUGCCUAUAAAUUGAGAAAAGAAAAAGGACAAUAUUUGGACAGUUUUAUGAGCACAUUUGUGAAUUCUGUUUUAAAACAAAAGCAAGAUAAAAUUGACGUUGCCGAAGAAGGUAUUGAAUUGGCAGUACCCUUAAACAAAGAAGCAACUCUACCAAAGACAUUUAAAAAUAACAUUUUCAAAGAUAAUUUUGGUAUAUCUUAUAAAUUGAGUAAUGGAAGUAGCGGAAGCAGUUUCAAUCCUGGAAUGUUUUCAGAAAGCCUAUUUUAUUUGUUUAAAAACGUCUUUAAAGUGCAUUAUGUCCCAUUGAAAAUCUAUGUAGCAAUCUGUAGUGUUGGUCAGCAACUUAUAGAUCUGCUCAGCAAAAUAUUAAUUGACAGGAAAAUUAGGUCCGGCUUGACUCAACAUAAUUUGGCUUAUCUUAUUGGAUUAUUAGAAGGUGUUAUUUUCAAUCCUUCUACACCACAUACCAUUGAAGAAUACAAAGAGCGGCAACUGAAAGCUUUUGAGGAUAUUAAAUUUUGUCCAAAAUAUAUGGAUAAAAUUUUGGGUGGUCACAUCAACUAUGGCUUGACAAAUCUUUUAGAAAUAUUGCAGAAUCCUCAUUAUAAUAAGCAGCUGGCUUAUAAUUUGUUAGACACUGCACUGAUAGAAAUGUUUCCUGAAAUAAUUGAAGCGAAAUAAUUUAAAUACCCACUUGGUUUAAAAUUUUAUUCAUGUAAGAGAUUGUGAUAUUGCAAAGUAACUUACUAAAGUUUAGCCUAUGUUAUUUACUUUUUGUAUUAAGUAAAUUUGAAAAUAAAUAAGUUUUUUAAAUUAGG
Messenger RNA from Ceutorhynchus assimilis (cabbage seed weevil), 2975 nucleotides. Lineage: Eukaryota; Metazoa; Arthropoda; Insecta; Coleoptera; Curculionidae. The record is from the annotation of a GenBank genome assembly.